AUGCAGACUCAAAAAGCAAGAAAUGGUACUUCAGGAGUGUCGCGAAAGAAAUCUCCUUCGAAUCCGCGGACUGCUCGCAAAACGAAAACACCAGGAUCUGGUUCUAACUCGGUUCCAUCAUCUCCAAGUCCAGCAAGUAAAACUCCAAAAGAUAGAAGCCCAAAUGUCAACUCAACACAAAGUUCAAUAUCUGAGAAGAAUGGAACAAACAGGGUCCAUGAAUUGGAGUUUCUGCUAUCUCAACUCGAAGAAGAUCUAAAGAAAGCUAAGGAACAAGUUAACUCGACAGAAUUGUUGAAGACAAAAGCUCAGCGUGAGGCGGAAGAUGCAAAGAAUAAGCUUUUAUCCAUGUCAAGAGAGUUGGAGGAAUCACAGCAACAGCUUCUGGAGCUAUCUAAUUCUGAAGACGGACGGAUUCAAGAACUACGUAAAGUUUCUCAGGACCGAGAUAGAGCAUGGCAGUCUGAGCUAGAAGCUGUCCAUAAGCAGCACGCAAUGGAUUCGUCUGCUUUAGCAUCUUCCAUGAAUGAAAUCCAGAAACUGAAAAUGCAACUUGAAAGAGCACGCGAAUCUGAAGCUACUCUGAUUGACAAUGCCGAGUCAGCUGAUGCUGAGAUUCAAGACUUGAGGAUGGAGCUUGAUGAAACAAUGUCUUCCAUUGAAAAGCUGAAAAAUGAGGUGAACCAAUGUAGAGAGUCUGAAUCGCAGGCUUUGGAAAUAGCUGGCAAAACUCAAAUGCAAUUGGAAACUGCAAAUAAGACAGUGGAAACCCUUCGGUUAGAAGGUGCGAAAGCGUCAGAAGCAUUCCAAUCUUUAGCUUUAGAGUUGGAGCAAUCAAAGGCUCGUGUACAAUCAUUGGAGGAACUUGUGAGCAAACUUCAGGAUGAUUUGGUCAGUGGAGCCGGUUUAUCUCCUUGCUUACCUGCAUUGGAAGUCAUAGAAAAUGAAGAGAUAAACCGUCUCAAUGCGGAGCUUGUCUCGGUUAAAGCUGAAGCAGGGAAAUUAAAAUCUGCAUUAGAUGUUGCUGAGGUAAGUUAUCAGGACGAGUAUAUUCGAAGCACAUUGCAGAUUAGAAGUGCCUUUGAACAACUCGAGCACACAAAAUCAGAAUCUAAUAAAAAACAAGCUGAAUUAUACGAGGAAUUGAAGAAAGCUAGAGCUGAUAUCGAAGAGUUAAAGGCGCGCUUGAUUGACAAUGAAUCUCAUUUGCAAGAUACUGAUGUGGCUGAGUUGAAGGAAAAAUUGUUGGAGAAAGAGACAAAACUAAAAAAUGUAACUGAAGAGAACAAUGCACUCAAGAUGGAAAUAAAGAGAGAGGAGAUAGAGAAGAAUAAAACUACAUAUGAGGCCGUUGCUUCUGCGGAGGCAGCAAGGGCUGCGGAACGAGAGGCUUUGACAAAACUUGGCUACAUAACAGAAGAAGCUGAUAACAGUAACAGAAAGAUAGCAGAGGUAACUGAGGCGUUAGAUGCUGCGUAUGCGUCGAAUUCGGAGUUAGAGGCUGAAUUAAGGAGAUUGAAAGUGCAGUCAGAUCAGUGGAGGAAAGCAGCUGAAGCAGCCGCUGCUAUGAUUUCUUCAGCAAACAACAAUGAAAAAAUUGGGGAGCGAACCGGUUCGCUUGACAGUGGCUACAACAAUUCUACUACUAGUAACAAGAUGUGUUCGCCUUAUUCGGAAGGCACUGAUGAUGACUCACCUAAGAAGAAAAAUACAACCGUGUUGAAGAAGAUUGGAGUUUUGUGGAAGAAGAAUCAUCAAUAG
This is a messenger RNA of Vicia faba (fava bean), 1761 nucleotides long. NCBI's taxonomy places the organism in Eukaryota, Viridiplantae, Streptophyta, Magnoliopsida, Fabales, Fabaceae. The record is from the annotation of a GenBank genome assembly.